GAACAGCACGAAGGGGCGGGGCACCUCAUGUGACGUCGAAUGAUAGCAAACAUGGAAAUACUGAUGAAAGAUAAGACGAAGAGAAAAUAAUUACAGCGAGUUACACAACAACAAAUAGCUGUGUGACCCCUCUCAGACACGUAGUUGCAAAAAGCCUGCUGGUUCUCGCCCUGUGUUACUUACGAGCGAGACCAGCGAACGGCAUCAUGGGAAACACUAGCAGCGAAAGAGCGGCCAUGGGUCAGGGCGAGAAGGCCCAUCGCCGGGACAGCCGCGGGGCCAAGGAGGGGGACCGGCCCAAAAUACUCAUGGACAGCCCAGAGGACGCAGACAUCUUCCACGGGGAGGACAUGAAGGCCCCAACGGAGAAGGACGAGUUCUUUGCUUGGCGGCAGGACAUCGAGGCCAGCGACAAAGGCCCUGCGGGGGACAGGCCCACCGUGUUCCGAUGGACAGGCGUCGGGAAGGAGGUUUUUGUAUCUGGCUCCUUCAACAACUGGGCCAAUAAGAUCCCUUUAACCAGGAGGUGGGUUUUCUAUCCCCAGCUGGUAAUUAAGAUCCCUUUAACCAGGAGUCAGAACAACUUUGUGGCCAUAAUGGAUUUACCAGAAGGAGAUUAUCAAUAUAAGUUCUACGUUGAUGGACAGUGGAUUCACGAUCCAUCCGAGCCUGUAGUGACCAAUCAGAUGGGGAGCGUAAACAACAUCAUCCAGGUCAAGAAGACGGACUUUGAGGUGUUUGAUGCUCUAAUGGUGGAUUCACAGAAAUGCUCAGAUAUGUCAGACCUGUCCAGCUCCCCUCCCGGCCCUUACCAUCAGGACGCCUACACGCCCAAACAGGACGAGAAGUUCAAGUCUCCGCCGAUCCUGCCCCCGCAUCUCCUGCAGGUCAUCCUCAACAAGGACACGGGCAUAUCAUGUGACCCGGCCUUGCUUCCAGAGCCCAAUCACGUCAUGCUAAACCACCUCUACGCGCUGUCCAUCAAGGAUGGGGUGAUGGUACUGAGUGCUACCCAUCGCUACAAGAAGAAGUAUGUUACAACACUCCUCUAUAAGCCCAUCUGAUCCUGACCAACCCCUCCACUCUCUUGCUGUCGCUCGCUCACUCUCUCUCUCUGUCUCUCCUGCCUGAAACAAGACACUCCCCAUGGAAUGCACAUGUCUUCUACUGCACAGACAACCACCAGACCAACCAACCAGCCAAGAUGGCCUCCGCUCUGGAGCUCACCUGUGGUGCUAGAUCUCACUGACCCAUGCUCCAUCUGGGCUAAAUCCUGCUAACCCAGGCUAGAUCUGACCUACAGUACAUCCUAACCCUGACAAGAUCUGGGCCAGAUUUGAACUAGAUCUAGCUAACUCGUGCUAGAUUUAGGCUGGGUCCUGUUAGCUCAUACUAGUUUUAGGCCGGGUCUUGCUCACCCAUGCUAGAUUUGGACCAGAUCCUGUUAACCCUUGCCAGAUCUGGGUCAGUAUUUUGCUGAAUCCCACAUGUCUAUGAUGGAUGUUGUCCAGAUGUUGGCCAGGUCCCUCUAAUCUGUGCAGACGGUGUCCUAAUGUGGACCAGACGCCCAGCGUGGGCUGCUAGCAUAGACAAAUGUCUGGAGUGUAGAGUGCUGGAGGGGUGGUGAUGGUGCGGACUGAAAGGGAACCCCCA
Molecule: messenger RNA, 1653 nt
Organism: Alosa alosa (allis shad)
Lineage: Eukaryota; Metazoa; Chordata; Actinopteri; Clupeiformes; Clupeidae
Gene: prkab1a
Product: protein kinase, AMP-activated, beta 1 non-catalytic subunit, a
Exons: 8
Coding region: 207-1064 (285 amino acids)
Biological process (GO): signal transduction
Cellular component (GO): cytoplasm; nucleus; nucleotide-activated protein kinase complex
Molecular function (GO): protein kinase binding
Source: RefSeq, a predicted model, not a curated record